AUGAGUAAAAGGAAAGCACCUGAUCAAAAUCCAAAUAGUGAUUUUUGCGACUUUCUUAUCGAGCUUGCGGAAUACGAGAAGAAUGUGUCGCGACAAAUACACAAGCACAACGCUUACAGAUAUGUCUUACUUCAUUGGCAGGGAGUUUGCAUUCUUCCAAAAUCAGAGGAGCAAGUGCAUAGAAGAAUUGACAUCAGGUUGAUUCCCCACGAUCAGUUCUUCUGCGGGAUUCUAUACUUCACUGGUAGUGAUGAGUUUAACAGAAGGAUGCGACAAAAUGCUCUUGAGAAGGGCUUCACUAUUAAUGAGUAUUCCAUCAGGCCCAUGGGGAGUACCGGUGUGCCAGGAGAACUGAUACCUGUUUCAAGUGAACGAGAAAUAUUUGAAAUUAUCGGCAUGGACUACAAAGAGCCCAGCGAAAGGAAUCUGUGAACUACAUUUCCCUAGAAAAAAUAGCCGCACGACACUGAUUUAUUCUCAAGCAACCCCGUUCCCAGGCCGUUCCGUCCCAAUAUAUUAAGGUUAAAGCCCUGCUGGGAACGGAGUUUGUUACUCAAUUUUUUUGUUGUAACCAUUACAAUGGAUUGAACGCAUUUCCGAACACUUCUAAAGAGCAUUCAUGUGUUUGUCACUGGACAUUUCGUUGUAGAUAAAUCGAUCAGUGAUCGAGAAGACUUGUCUAAUAGACCAAAAUGUUUUGCUACCAUGGCGGAAUUGUUUGAUGUAACUUUUUUUGUCAUCCGCUGUCGGAGAAACUUGACUUUCGAAGGAUUACCAUCCCGUCGAAAUUAAAAAGAGAUUAACAAAUUUUCGAUAUGACGAGUUAGGAAUCAAGAAGGGGAAAAAAAUGCUCACUACUGAAAAAGCAUUCAUAACUGUCGCGUAAUUGCCCCCUUUCGGAUUCCACCGGGUAGCUUAACUCCGGGAUAGAUUUGUGGUUGCACGGAAUUGCAUUUUUCAAGAAAUUGGUGUUUUCGUCGUCAUGUUAUCGGAAUUGCUUAUUUUUAAGUUUCGCUGCCUUUCAUGGCAAUAUUUGUUUUUCACUUUCAUUUCACAGCAAUUCGUGGCAAAAAUGCGAAACAAGUAACUUGCGGUUUGAAAGAUCAAUUGUUUUGUAUACCGUUAUUGUUUACAAGUCAAUUAACUUCACCACAAUAAAGCAAAACUUUAUUCUUUAA
Molecule: messenger RNA, 1178 nt
Organism: Orbicella faveolata
Lineage: Eukaryota; Metazoa; Cnidaria; Anthozoa; Scleractinia; Merulinidae
Product: DNA polymerase beta-like
Biological process (GO): double-strand break repair via nonhomologous end joining; base-excision repair
Cellular component (GO): nucleus
Molecular function (GO): DNA-directed DNA polymerase activity; DNA binding
Source: RefSeq, a predicted model, not a curated record